This is a messenger RNA of Morchella importuna, 3030 nucleotides long. RefSeq lists its product as uncharacterized. The transcript has 10 exons. Gene Ontology annotation, biological process: protein import into nucleus. The record is from RefSeq and is a predicted model, not a curated record. Gene Ontology annotation, cellular component: nuclear membrane; cytoplasm. Bases 1 to 3030 code for a protein of 1009 amino acids. NCBI's taxonomy places the organism in Eukaryota, Fungi, Ascomycota, Pezizomycetes, Pezizales, Morchellaceae.
AUGGAUCCCUUCCCAUUCCCAACCACGCUGGAGGAGGUUGUGGGUCUCGUCAAACGCCUCUACCAACCUGGCUCUCCACAAGAGCUCUCUCAAAUCCAAGCAACCCUACAAGUGGUCCAACGCUCUUCAGAGGGAUGGAAACUAGCAGACUCUCUCCUUGGCAUCAAUGACGAACUUCUUCAGUUCUUCGGGGCCCUUACUUUUACAGUGAAGCUCAAUUCUGAUAGCGAAUCGGUCACGGAAGAGGAUGUUCCAAUCCUAAGGGACCGUCUCAUCGGCUGGCUAAUCAAUGUCGCUUCCACCAACUCCUCCCAAAUGGUCAUUAAAAAGCUUUGUUCAACCUCAGUCGUGUUCUUCCUACGCUUUCCAGAAAGCUGGCAGAAUCUCAUUAGACACGUGGUCUGUUCACUCUGCUUGGGCCGCGUCGUACCGGUUGAAGAACUAGAAAGACUUCCUACCUCAGAUCUAUUAUUACGUAAAGCAGACAGCAGAAGUAAAAUUACGGCCUUGUGGUUUACAGCUAUUCUUGUGGAAGAGGUGGGAAAGGUUGAUGGAAAGAAUGUCAAAAACCUCCGCUUUCAUGACAGAAUACGUUCAAAUGUGGACGAGGCUGUUUUAUUAAUAUGGGACUCUAUUGCUGGGAGUUAUAUCGAUGAGGCCGGAAACAGAUCGUCUGAAUGUGAUACUCGACUUGUGAGGGAAGGUAUAAAAACCUUUCAGUCAUGGGUCUUCUACUCCCUACGUGCUAUCUUAGAUUCAACCCACACAUUCCCAGAAUUGAAACGUCUAACCACGCCCGUUCUCAACUGGAUGGCUCAUCCCGACAUGUUUGACGUGGCAUGCGAGGUAAUCACAGAUAUCCUUACGCAUUAUUUUACUUUCCUCACGCCCGAGGACGAGUCCUGCCUAGCAGGUAUCAUCGUAUCUCCAUGGGCCCUUGAGCGCUACGAAUUACUCACAUCCGGGGAUGGAGACUCAGAAGAGUCACUCCAAUUUGGCCGCCUCAUUGUAGCGUAUUCAGAGGCAACUGUGCUAAAGAUUGCACGCAACUGGGAUAAGCAACAAAGUCGGACCUUAAUGAAGAUGCUUCAUGGAAUGUUAAAAGUCCCCGGAUGGGCCAUGGCUGAGGAAGAAAUUUCUGGAACGACAUUUGAAUUCUGGAGCAGCUUUGCCGAAUUUUUGUUAGACCCCGAGGGGAUCGACGAAGACCAACUUGGAAUAGUGUUGAUGGCAGGUAAAAAAGAAAUUUUACAGGCCGUUGAAGAGUUUUGGAGGAAAAUACGGAUACCGGGCGGUCACCAAUCUCAGUCGUGGUUAUCAUGGACUAAGGACCAGAGGGACGGCUUUAUGACCUUCAGGAAGGAUGUAGCUGAUUUAGUGGAAGUAGUGUACGGCGUCUUGGGGGCCGAGCUAUUCAGACGACUUGUUAAUCAAGUUUUGGGAGCUUUAUUCCAAGCAGAUGAAGGCAGUGAUGUUGUUUGGGAGGAUGUGGAGGCGAGUUUAUUUUGCCUCAACUCUCUAAGCGAUUCUUUGAGCGAGGAACCAGAAGAGGACGAAUCCCUGGAGAUAUUGUUCGGGGGUAAAUUGUUUGUUAUACUGGCGGAUUUCGGAAAUCACAUACCUAUCAAAGCAAGACAAACCGCCGUCAGUUUGAUUGGAUCAUAUUCGGCCUUUUUCGAAAGACACUCGGAUUUCUUACCGACAGUAUUGAAUUUCCUAUUUAUUUCCAUUUCAACACCAACCUUGGCUAGGAGUGCAUCAAAGUCUAUAUGCUCUCUAUGUGCUUCGUGCCGCGGUACUCUAACAGGCGAGCUUUCAACCUUUCUUUAUCAAUACGAAAUCUUUUCUGCUACAAGCACAGCAGAUGAUAUUGCAAAAGAACGAGUUCUUUGUGCCAUUUCUUAUGUCGUUCAAGCCUUGCCAUCGGAUGAAGAAAAACUGGGGCCUGUCAAGAGACUCCUAGGUUUUGUUGAGCAGGAUGUUCAGGAAUGCUUGUCACUGGUAGCUCAACAGAACGAAGAGGCAAAAGAAGUGGCUUUAUUGGCCCUGCGGUGUUUGAUUUCCAUUGGGAGAGGCUUACAAGUCCCAGAAGAUGUUCCAAUUCUUCUACCCGGCGAAGGACCACCGCAGCCCCGAUCAUUCUGGGAGCGUGGUGAUGGAUUAGUUGUCCAAAGACGACUUCUAGAUAUUGUUCGGACUCUCGUUAUAAGCUUGCACGAAGAUGGCGAAGUAGUUGAUGCUGCUUGUGCGGUCUUCCGAACAGGCUUUGCAGAAACCACCCCGGGUCCAUUUGUCUUUGCACCACAGGUGAUCACAGGGUUUUUGCUUGAAAGAGCAAAUAAUGGUGUUCGAAUCGAGUCAGUAUUAUCGACAGGCUGUACCAUGGUCAGCUCACAUUCAACGGAUGGUAGCCCUGACAUUUCGACGGAAGUAAUGCAAUUCAUGGAAUUUAUUAUGACCCUUGUGGAAAGAAUGCAGGACCCACAGACAGACCCAGAGGCAUCUCAAAGUGUGGUGGAGUUCUUAAAUAGAAUGUUGUCUAGAUAUGUCAAUAUUCUCGUGCAAUACCAACCCACAGAGAGGAUGCAGAUGUUGUUUGGAUUUGUGUUGAACGCCUUGGCGGUUAGAGAACCGUUAGUAAAGAAAGCGGCUGCUACUUUCUGGGCGACAUUUGUCUCUUUAGCAGAUCAGCCACCACCUGUCCAGGCUGCGAUAGAUGGUGUUGUAGCCAUGUGCGGCACAGCUUUGGCCGAGAAACUUGUCUGGGGUGUCGGAGGUGGGGCUGCGAGGAGCGAAGUUGACAGUCUUGCAGAGCCUCUUAAAAGAUUGGUGGCUAGGCAAGUCAAGGCCAAAACCUGGCUUUCUACUGCUCUAUCAAGAGAUGGUUUCCCGAGUCCGAAUUUGACGGACAAGAGUAAAACACGAUUUCUAAAUAGUGUCAUCAGUUUAAGAGGAAAGAGGGGCACAAACCAAAUAGUCAAAGAGUUUUGGUUAAGUGCAAGGGGUAGUGAGUUUGAUUACGCUUCAUAG